AUGAAUUUCUUUCCAGUGGAUCACAAUAGAACAGAGACAUGGCGGGAUCUGUACUUCGACCUGAAGCAUUCUCUGCAUGACAACUCUUCAAGAGGACACAUGCGCCAUCGGCAACAGAUCUGGAACGGCUUAGAAAACAUCACCCACUGUAUGAUCUCUAUGCUUCGCCAGCGGCCGCGCUUGGAGAAGACAGCUCGUUGUAGACAGAAACUGGUUUCCUUGGGAUACGAGAUGACUCAGAAGACACAGGGACUUAAAGGGGUGCCAUGUUCGAGCCCUUCAAAGGGUAUUCAAGUCAGAGGCUCGCGGUAUCUGAACCUGCGACUUGGCGGCUUGGGUAAUGAGGAGGUGAGAAUCUCGGUGUCCAGAGUGUAUCUCGAUAAGAGAGAUUAUAUAUGCGGGUUUCGGGCAAGAAGACUAGACGGAGCUGAGAACUUUCGCAUCGGCUUGAUUCAGCCUGACGCGGAAACACAUUUCAGCCUCAGAUCAUCGGAUCAAGUCAUAGCUGUUCAUGUGGCGAGUACCUUUGGUGGUUUAGUUGGUCUUGCUUUUCGGAUCAAGGAUGAGCUUGGCGGGGUGUCAUGGAAGCUCAUGGGUAAAGUUGACAAACCUGACGAUUAUGUUGGCAUAAAAAUGCUAAAGCCGCAAAAUGGCCCCUACAUAAGUGGACUGUUACUUGGGCUUGACGCUUGUAAGGUCGUUUCUGUCCAGCUGGUCGAGAAGCUAGGCGACGUCCCUACCAUCCACACGCCAACAACUUCCGAACAACUUCUAUGGCACCCUGCAGCUCCCCAACCCGACGUGGCGACUGUAAAACCUCCCACCGUUGAUACAGCCUCACCACAGCCAGCCUUCAUCUUGAACAUGGACUUUGGCGGCCCAAGUGGUUCACUUCUUCCACUCCUGAACCGGGUUGCCAUAUUUGUUGAUAGUAGCGUUACUUUCAGUAUCAGAGGCCUAGGCUUCUACUACACUGACGGAACAGAACGGGAGUUUGGCAUUCGCGAAAUCUGGGACGAUUCAAGAGAACGAUUCUUGGCCAUUGAACAGUCUCUGUCUAUCAAUGGACCGGCCGGUGAGAGAAUUACUGGUGUUGGGUUCCAAACCCUUCGUUUCCACCGGGAGCAUGCUGUGCUUUUUGCCUACUCUCUCAUGAUAACUACCAGCUUUGGACGACGUUUGAAGGCGACUAAUAAGGGUAUGCCCUGGGAAUAUCCUGAAGAUGGCUCGUCUGAAUGGCAUAACCUUGUUUCACCUCACGGAGAGAUUAUAACUGGGUUUCUGGCACAUCCUUAUAUGAGUACAUCGUUGUGCACCGUAGAAUCUUUCGGAUUGGCACAUCUCGACCAUCGAGACUCGUUUCAGCUUGAUUCGCCUCCAAGUACGUUCAGCUACGACCAAGAGGAAGCUCGGUCGCGGAUAGAUCCUUACUCUAAUUGGUCGAUGGACCGAUUCCCAUCGUCGACUGUACGCCUCAACGGCGUCAAGCGCGUAGGGAUCUCUUGCGGAAGAACAGGGCGUAACCGACUGCCACAUCACGUGUCUGGUUUCUGUUUCGAAUUCUGGGACGGAAGAUCGCCGGUCUACAUUGGGCAGUGGUUCCACGAGAUUGACCAUCUUGACCUUGAUGAAGGUGAUAGGAUAACGGAUCUCACUCUCUGGGAGGAAGUAGAGAUUGAGGAUGAUGGUUCCACCAGCCAUUUUGGAAAUAAAAAGUUUACCGGAGUGCGGAUCGAAAAGUCUGGUGCUGAACCAAACGCUGUUGAAGUACACCCUGGGUUACAUGGCGAUAUGAUCGAAGCACGUCAUGCGGAGAGUCACUUUGAGAGAUUGGACGGCUUUGUCUGGUCGCUGUACCUUAAGGGUGACAGUUUUGAGGCUAGGACGAAACCUACAAAGUUGGCUAAAGGUGAUCUGUGCAGAGAGUUUAAUGAACACCAAAUAGUAUCCACAGAUUGCAACAGGCUCUUCUGGAGAUUACAAGAUAAAGAGGGAAGCUGGACGAGUGUUUCUCAGAUAACAGCCUUCUUCAACCCUCUAUACCAACGGCUCUGCGGUAUGGAGUUUAUGUACAGAGAUGGCCAGCUGAAGCGCGCUGGCUAUACCAAGGGAACCAAAGCAACGCUUACCCUUGAUCGAGAUGAAGAGGUCACAGGCGCAACUUGGAGACCUAGGAGAGAGCACGGUAGUGACGAGCUUUCUGUAAGUGUGUUGAAACUUCCCGGAGUAACCUAG
Molecule: messenger RNA, 2235 nt
Organism: Fusarium odoratissimum NRRL 54006
Lineage: Eukaryota; Fungi; Ascomycota; Sordariomycetes; Hypocreales; Nectriaceae
Exons: 5
Coding region: 1-2235 (744 amino acids)
Source: RefSeq, a predicted model, not a curated record